AUGGAACCCUCUCCCUCUCCCUCUCCAUCAUCAUGGAUAUCCUCUACAGCUUCCUGGCUCUCGUCUUGUCCACCUUCAUCAUCCUCAAACUUCUCUUCUCAGGAAAAGAAAAACUUACCACCUGGUCUACCGGCUAUUCCCAUUCUCGGCCACCUCCAACUCCUCAAACCUCCACUCCACAGAACCCUGCAGUCCCUCUCCUCCCGCUACGGCCCAAUUGUUUUCCUCCGGUUCGGAAACCGUCCGGUCCUCCUCGUCUCCUCUCCCUCCAUUGCCGAGCAAUGCUUCACCCAAUUCGAUGUCAUUUUCGCGAACAGGCCCAAGUUUCUUGCCAGCAAACACCUAGGCUACAACUACACCACCGUUGGGUUCGCCCCUUACGGUGACCACUGGCGUAAUCUUCGCCGCGUCACUUCCAUCCAAAUCUUCUCCGCCACCAGUCUUAACCAUUCCUCCGCCACACGAGACGAAGAGAUCCGUUUCGUGGUCCAAAAACUGUUUCAAAAAUACGAUGGAGCUGCACAGAAAGUUGACCUGAGUUCUUUGUUCCGUGAGUUGGUGUUCAACGUGAUGACAAAGAUGAAGCUGGUGGAUUUGCAGAGGAGGAGAGAUGUGUUCUUUCAAGGCCUGAUUGAUGAGCAUCGACGAAGCAAAGCUGGUUUUUCUUGGUCUGAACAAAAGAAGAUGAUCGUUGAAGACUUGUUGGCUUUACAAGAAGCUGAACCUGAUUGUUACACUGACGAUAUUGUCAAGGGCAUCACUGGUAAGCAUAUUGACAUGUUUUAA
Molecule: messenger RNA, 786 nt
Organism: Ilex paraguariensis (yerba mate)
Lineage: Eukaryota; Viridiplantae; Streptophyta; Magnoliopsida; Aquifoliales; Aquifoliaceae
Source: the annotation of a GenBank genome assembly